UCGUGACGUCAUAUCGGGGCCUCUGAUCAUCAACAACACAAGCAGCCGCUGAAUGUGACAUGAAACAGAUAAUGAGCAGCGCGUUUUAUUUACUAAAUCAAUUCAUAUUGUUCUCGCAUUGGUAACGAGUAAACAGUACUCUGAUUCUCUGUGUAUAUCGCUAUCUACACAUCUGAAUGUGAGUGAAAUGACCAGACACAUUUGACGAGUGAUGGAUGAAAGCGGACAGAAGUCCCAGUGUGAUGAUCUGGUGAUCAUUGUGGAGAAUGAAGCGGAGAGUAAGCCGGUGCAGGACAGUAGUGUGAUGAUGAUGAUGAUGGGUCUGAUGGACGUGUGUCCCGUUUGUAAACUCAGUUUCACCAGCAGAGAGCCCAAACUGCUGCCCUGCCUUCAUUCAUUUUGCAAGAGAUGUUUACCUGCUGCCUCCACAGCCAGCCCGGCGCAACAAUUGAACACGAUCCGCUGUCCAGUGUGUCAACAGGAGUGUAUGGAUGUUGAAGUCUUGGAUAACUUCUUUGUCAAGGAUUCCAUGGAAGUGCCGAGUAGUACGAUGGAAAAGAGUUGUCAGCUGUGCGUGAGUUGCGAUGACAACACUGAGGCGAGUGGUUUCUGCGUGGAGUGUGUGGAGUUUCUGUGUGUCACCUGCAUCGAGGCGCAUCAGCGUGUGAAGUUCACCAGAGAUCACACACUCCGACAAAUGACGGAGAUGUCCUCAGAGGUGAUGGGCGCGUCCACACAGAAGCCUGUUUUCUGCGACAUUCACAAGCAGGAGCCGUUGAAGCUUUUCUGUGAAACCUGUGAUCGACUCACCUGCAGAGACUGUCAACUACUCAAACACAAGGACCACAAUUACCAAUUUAUAGAGGAUGCUUAUAAGAACCACAAGGAACACCUGGAAAACAUGACCUGUCAGCUUCAGGAAAAGAAGAAAUUAAUAGAGGACAUAUCUAACGCCAUCAACAAUGGUCUUCAGCAAGUGGAUGAAAAUCGCAAGACUGUGGCGAACGAGAUAAAAAAAUCCAUCUGCAAUCUCAUAAUGGAGAUCAACAGGAAAGGAAAGAUUUUAGUCAAUCAACUCGAGGCGAUCACAAAAGACCAUGAAACUGUCCUGAAAAGGCAACGACAGGAUGUGACCUCACUCUCCACACAUCUCGAUCAUGUGAUCAACUUCACUAAGUGGGCCACAGCCAGUAACAGUGGAACUGCCCUCCUCUAUUGCAAACGCCUGAUCACGUGUCAAAUCCAGUACCUCAUGAGAGCGAAGUGCAACAUCUCGUACGUUCCUCAGAGUUCAGUUCGAUUCCAGUGUCGAACGACUUUUUGGGCUUCAAAUGUUGAUCUUGGUUCUCUAAUUGUAGAGAAAAUUCCAUUCCGUCAUCUGAGUGGUCCACAGUCGUUCUCUUUCCAUCAAAUGAACACAGGGCCCAGACCAGAUGGUGUUCAGGGUGGGUUCCUGAGCUUGCAGCAGCAGCAGCAACAGCAGCAGCAACAGCAACAGCAGCAGCAGCAGCAGCAGCAGAGACAGAGCACGCUCGUGCAGCUGCAGAUGCAGGUGGAGAAACUCAGCCAGCACACCAACCGACAUCAACCACCUAAUCAGUGGCCAUGGUACCACGGCAUGCGCUUACCUGGACCGCUCCCUCAUAGACCCCUGCAGGGUGGGUCACCAUCUCAGUCUUUACCCAGCAUGCCUCAACACGGGCGGCGAUAUAACGCGAGGAGCCCUCCACCUAUACUGCAGCCCUCGGCUCUGCCUCCACAGAAUCUGAGUGGACUCAUCAAUAAUCCCAUCUACCCUCCUAAACCAGUGGAGGUGCUGCCGAGAGCACGCUAUCCUCACAAUGCUGCUGUCUCUGGUGCAGGUUCACUUCCUUCUCCGCACGCUCUCCAUCAGCAAAACGUUCAGGUGACAUCGUACCUGAACAGGAGAUGUGAACCCAGUGUGCUUUUGUCUGGUCAGAGGCAGAGUUAUCCCCCGGCUCAGCUCUCCACAUCAUCAGAUCGAGCUGGACAAGGAAGACUGUUUUCUCAAAUGUCUGUCACCUCGUCGGAACCAAAGACCAAUUCUGGGCUCUGGAAGCGAGUAGAGGCCCCUCAGAGCGGCCCUUCAAACCCCUCUACUAAGAGAAGACGCAGGUCAUCUCCAGGGCCGGUCAUUGUCAUCAAAGAUGAACCAGAGGAUGAUGAUGAAGUUCAUUUUGUGAAGAGCAGUGCUAAAGCCAGUCUUCCAGACAGCACGGGUGUUCAGUCCCAGACGCCGCAGCAGGGUGAGCAGCCAUCAGAGACGACCCCAGAAAUAGAUGAAGACCCCAAUGAGGACUGGUGUGCAGUGUGCCAGAACGGAGGAGAACUGCUCUGCUGUGAUAAAUGCCCCAAAGUCUUCCAUCUUAGCUGCCAUAUCCCAUCUCUCACUGCAUCACCAAGUGGUGAGUGGUUUUGUACAUUCUGUCGUGACCUUACCACACCUGAAAUGGAGUAUAACGAUGGUUGCAGAGAAUCAAACAAUGUGAAAAAGGAUCCGGAUUUUGAAGUAUUUACUCCUGUGGAUAGACGAAAAUGUGAGCGGCUGCUGCUUCGUCUUUUCUGCAAUGAGCUCAGCACAGAUUUCCAGGAACCUGUAACACCAUCAUCGAUGCCAGAGUACAGUGAGAUAAUAAAGACACCAAUGGACCUCUCUGUUAUCAGAAGCAAACUGGAGAACACUGGAUAUAAGACCCCAGAGGACUUUGUUGUAGAUGUCAGGUUGAUUUUCAAAAACUGUGCAACUUUCCAUAAGGAGGAUACUGAGAUGGCUAGUGUGGGAGCUAAUCUGGAGAGUUACUUUGAGGAGCAGUUGAAACUCUUGUAUCCAGAACGAACGUUUGCUGGCGUAAAGGAGGAAAAUGUUGCUUCUGUGGCUCCUGAGAAAACGUCAAGUCCUUCAUCAAAGACUCCUCAAGACACUUUGCAAGAAGAGGAAAUUGUGGGACCCUCCAGUGAAGAAGUCCCUCAGGGAGAAUCUCAUCCUACAGAUAUGGAAGAGAAGCCAGAGAAGUUGAACACCCCUGUGGACUCCAGUCCUGUAAACACAGGCACAGACACAGACAGUAAAGCAACUCAGGAUCUGGAGGGGUAAUCAGACUUCCUCAAAGAAUCUUCCUUCAUGACUGGAUGGUGACAUAAAUACUGUCGCUAGAGCGUGAAAUCUCAUGGAUCAUUGGCAAUAAUUUUAUUGUAUAUGUUAAUUGUUUUAAGCAUUUGGAAAACAGGCAAUGCAAC
Myxocyprinus asiaticus (Chinese sucker) is the source of this 3258-nucleotide messenger RNA. RefSeq names its product transcription intermediary factor 1-alpha-like. The record is from RefSeq and is a predicted model, not a curated record. NCBI's taxonomy places the organism in Eukaryota, Metazoa, Chordata, Actinopteri, Cypriniformes, Catostomidae. Gene Ontology annotation, molecular function: zinc ion binding; protein binding. The coding region runs from base 212 to 3115 and encodes 967 amino acids. The transcript has 18 exons.